CGGGGGGCGGGCUUCUGCCUUCCCCGCCGUGUGUCCCCCCGGGCGGGCGGGUGACUCUGUCCUUACGGUGUCAUGCGGGGAAGGGGCCGCCCGCCGCGCUUGGGGCGUUGCUGUUGUGGCCUCCUGGCAAGGGCUGUGCCAGCCGCCGCUUGUACCCGCUGGCCAACGCGGGGCAAAGUAUGAUCGGGCACUAAAAAUAAGCAGUGAUAAUUGUCUGUGCGUUCAAAUCCCUGUUCUAGGCAUUUGUCCCCAAACUGAGGAGAGGCGUAAGUCUUCGGUGAGGAUUGCAGCAUCCUAGAUUUUACACUAUAUGUCACAUAUUUUAAGUUGACAUAGUUUAUACAAAAACGACGGGGAGGUGUGUUUAUUUUUAUUUGGCCAGUAAUUGACCUCAUUGGUCAGGGCUUUUUCCCAACCACAAAAACCGCCUCGUUGAGAUUUGGGCUGAGUUCACGGGGUGGAGAACAAUCUCCAGUCUCCCGAAGAAACACGUGUUUCCACACGUAGAAGGCCAUAAUAAAAGCCAGUGCUCCACCUAGCCAGGAAGGACUGUAAAUCAGUUUCAAAGAGAGUUUGAAGACGUCUGGGGUUUUUGGAGGUGUUUCCACCUGCUUGUCCCAGGUUAGAGAUGGCCCCAGAAGGGAGCAGUGCUGGGGAGCUUGCAUAUGAGGCUGUUGUUGCUGGUGUCGGUCCUGUUGCAGUACACAGAGCACUGUCACUUCUGAACUGUACCAUGAUGCUAAUUCCCCUUUGGAGAAACAAGAGGGAACGCUGUGCAGCAUUCUGCCACACUGGAGUGUUGUGGUCCAAACAGAAACCGAAGGGUAUGCAAUGACUGGCUUCAGACUCCCCAUCACUACUUUUAGAAAACUGAAUGUCUGGUUUGGACUGUGGGAGAAAUUCCCCUCUAAUAAAUUUUAUCCCUCUUGGAGAAGUGUAUUCUGUAGCUGUCAAGCAAGCGCAGUGAACUACAUAAGAUGUUUCAGCUUUUCCCCAGUAAAACUGUGUGCCCUAAGACUUUCUCCACAGUGUAUCUCAGUGCUUUUUCUGCGGAACAAAAGUAACAAAAGCUCUAAAAGGAACAGACAAACCAUACAAGAAGAAGAGGAAGAAGAGGAUGAAGAGGAAAGUGAUUUGGAAGAUGAAUUUGAAAAUGACCCCAAUGUAGUAAAAGAUUACAAAGAUCUUGAAAAAGUAGUGCCGUCUCUUCGAUACGACGUGAUCAUGAAAGCUGGUCUGGAUAUUGCAAGAAAUAAAGUAGAAGAUGCAUUCUACAAUAAUGAACUCAGGCUGAAUGGAGAAAAACUAUGGAAGAAAAGUAGAACUGUGAAAGUUGGUGACACGCUGGAUCUCAUAGUAGGUGAAGAUAAAGAAACAGGAACCGCUGUAGUUAUGCGGGUAGUCUUAAAAAAAGUAUCUAACAAAACUGAAAGUGAGAAAUACAAAGCAAUUUUGAGGCGUUGGAAAAACUUAAAAGUGCCCAAACAGGAUGUACUUAAAUAACAGGGAGUUACAUGUGGCAGCAAAAGAUUUUUGCAGAAAACCGUAUUUUUUGUUAAAUACGAAUUUUGGUUAAACAAAAUUACAGUACCCUUUUUUAAGGGCUUGUGUCAGAAUGUUAUCUCCCUCAGCUGUGUACAUUCAUAUUCAUGCAAUAAGCCUGUUGCUUUUUGCUGUUAGUUUUGUUUCAUGGUAUUGUGGAAUAAAAGAUCCAACCCUUACAUUUCCAGGCAGUUUCCUUACAGAUGUUAUAAGUAAUGAACCAAUAAAGACUAAUUUGAUCACU
Athene cunicularia (burrowing owl) is the source of this 1786-nucleotide messenger RNA. RefSeq names its product chromosome 3 C6orf203 homolog (gene MTRES1). The record is from RefSeq and is a predicted model, not a curated record. NCBI's taxonomy places the organism in Eukaryota, Metazoa, Chordata, Aves, Strigiformes, Strigidae. Bases 832 to 1503 code for a protein of 223 amino acids. The transcript has 4 exons.